AUGUCUUCCAACGAGUCCAUCUACCUCUCCUCUGAAGACACUCUCGUCGAACGACCUUACGAAGAGACACCCUCCAUUGAGCCCUCUAUUCCCUCGACUCCCAAGAUGUCCAUAGUAGAAGAACGGUCCGUACCAUGGGACACAGACAAAGAACAGGCAGCGCGGGAAGCAGAAGAAGGAUUUAGCAAGUAUCUGGAGGGACUGGACAAGGACGAACGACGACAAGACGAGAUGAUCAGACGACUCACAGAGGACUUCAACAGACCCUCACCUUCCCGCUCUCCCUCCCCACUACCCCUUAUCCGCACAGAGGGCACAGGGAUCAUAUUUCCUGAUAGAGAGACAUACCUGACGACUCCGUCGCUUACAUGA
This is a messenger RNA of Heterobasidion irregulare TC 32-1, 372 nucleotides long. RefSeq lists its product as uncharacterized. The record is from RefSeq and is a predicted model, not a curated record. NCBI's taxonomy places the organism in Eukaryota, Fungi, Basidiomycota, Agaricomycetes, Russulales, Bondarzewiaceae. Bases 1 to 372 code for a protein of 123 amino acids. The transcript has a single exon.